AUGUAUCCGACCUCACUGGCCAUCGGAACCGGGGCAUUAUCGGGAGCACUUGCCCACGCUCUCAUAUUCCGAAAGGGAGAAUGGGAUCUUUACACAAUCAAAAUACUCCAAGGACUUCUCACAGUCACUGGCGUCUUGGCGCUGAGUUUCAAGAGGCUAGGGGCAACAGAGGAUGGAUCAUCGUACAGCCUUCUGGAAUCCAUCAUAGCAUCCAUUUACAUGCCGGCCAUCUCUCUUCACAUGUCGCGGGACAAGAACGAUCAUUCCCGUAGACGACGAGCCUGGGACAGGGCAUUUAGCUCAAAGGUUCCCCGAGCUCUUCGUGACUAUGAGCCUCGUGUGGUCAAAUACACCAGUCAGCUACUCGAUCGUCUAGAGCAGACCCAGGACAUCCCCAUUGACAUUGCGAAGUGGUUCAAGUUUUACAGCUUCGAUACCAUGGGUGACCUAGCCUUUGGUAAGAGCUUCAACAUGCUAACUGAUGGCGUUAAGCAUCCAUUCAUGGCACUAGUCGAGUCGCAUAUGGCAAUGGCCGGUGCCUUUAGUCAACUGAUCUGGAUGUUUCCCCUGUUCAGGGCGAUGCCGUUCCUUGGUCAGGAAGAUGCUAUCUUCCAAAAAUGGCUCGAGAACCAAGUUCGGCAUCAAGAACAGAACAAACCAGACCUUCCGAAUAUCUUCUCUUGGCUUCUGGAGGAUUAUAAGUCGCAGCUACAUCCCAGAGAACAAGAUUGGCUAAACCUGCAAGCUGACAUGCAGCUUAUAGCCGUUGCUGGAAGUGAUACCACUUCUGUGACACUUACUUGCCUAUUCUACCUAUUGGCUGCCAACAAAGGCGUAUGCAUUCGGCUUCAAGAGGAGAUUGACAACUUGUUCUCCAGCUUCUCACAGCCUAACCACUCGAGCUUCUCCAAGUUAACAUAUUUACAAGCUUGUAUUGAUGAGACACUUCGACUCUUUCCUCCAGUGCCAUCUGGGCUGCAGCGUAUGACACCUGCUGAAGGGCUACGAGUAGGCGAUAUCUUCAUUCCUGGAGAUACUAUCGUGACUGUCCCAUCCUACACACUCUAUCGAGAUGAACGGUACUUCACCUCUCCUGAUGACUUCGUCCCGGAGCGCUGGACGAUAAAACCAGAGAUGGUAAUGGACGAUUCGGUAUUUGCUCCAUUCUCAGUUGGACGCUAUGCAUGUGUGGGUAAGCAGUUGGGUCUCAUGGAAGUUGGCUAUGCUUCGUGUAUGAUCUUACACCGCUUUGACAUCUGCUUUGCCGGCGAGGAAAAUGCCAGCAAGUCGGCGUUUCUCACGGGUCUUAGAGACCAUUUUACACUGGAUGCGCCUCAGCUCAAAUUUAUACUUACAGCUAGGAAGGAGUGA
Molecule: messenger RNA, 1371 nt
Organism: Fusarium tjaetaba
Lineage: Eukaryota; Fungi; Ascomycota; Sordariomycetes; Hypocreales; Nectriaceae
Product: pisatin demethylase cytochrome P450
Exons: 7
Coding region: 1-1371 (456 amino acids)
Molecular function (GO): iron ion binding; monooxygenase activity; heme binding
Source: RefSeq, a predicted model, not a curated record